This is a messenger RNA of Artibeus jamaicensis (Jamaican fruit-eating bat), 3639 nucleotides long. It is a transcript of the gene RAB11FIP4, whose product is annotated as RAB11 family interacting protein 4. Bases 258 to 1868 code for a protein of 536 amino acids. The record is from RefSeq and is a predicted model, not a curated record. The transcript has 13 exons. Gene Ontology annotation, cellular component: endocytic vesicle; midbody; recycling endosome membrane. Lineage: Eukaryota; Metazoa; Chordata; Mammalia; Chiroptera; Phyllostomidae. Gene Ontology annotation, biological process: endocytic recycling; regulation of cytokinesis.
GCUCCGGGGCGCCUUGUGAUGUCGCCGCGGCUUUGAUACAAAGAACCCUUCGGCCCACGCGGGUCUCCCGGCAACCGGCGCGGGUGGGGGCGGGGCCGGCGCCUUCAACUGGAGCUGAACGGAGGGAACUGCCGCGGCGCGGUGCGGGCCGUUCCUGCUCCCUCCGCGCUGCCCGCCACGUCCCUUCCCACUCCGCUGACCCGCGUCCGCCCGCUUCUCGCCCGGCUGCAGCGCACCGACCCGCGGCCAGAGCGGGGAUGCGCACCCCGCCGGCCCCCGGGAGCCAGGGCAGCGAGGAGCCAGGCCCCACCUUUGCUGGCGGCGAGCUCCUCCCCAGGGAGCCCGGCUUCUUUCCUGAGGAUGAGGAGGAGGCCAUGACGCUGGCCCCGCCCGAGGGCCCCCCGGAGUUAGACAUGGACAGCCCCAUGGAGAGCACCCGGAGCCUGGAGGGGUCGGUCGGGGGUCCUGCCGAGGAGAAGGACGGGGGUCUCGGGGGCCUCUUCCUGCCCGAGGACAAGUCCCUGGGCCACACUCCGUCCACGACGACGUCAGACCUGUCCACACACUCCACCACCUCGCUCCUCAGCAACGAGGAGCAGUUUGAAGACUACGGGGAGGGGGAUGACGCGGACUGUGCCCCCAGCAGCCCCUGCCCCGAUGACGAGACCAGGACCAACGUCUACUCGGACCUGGGGUCCUCAGUGUCUUCCAGUGCGGGGCAGACACCUAGGAAAAUGCGGCACGCGUACAACAGCGAAUUGCUGGACGUUUACUGCUCUCAGUGCUGCAAGAAAAUCAACCUGCUGAAUGACCUGGAAGCCCGACUGAAAAACCUAAAGGCCAACAGCCCCAACCGAAAGAUCUCCAGCACGGCCUUCGGACGGCAGCUCAUGCACAGCAGCAACUUCAGCAGCAGCAACGGCAGCACCGAGGACCUGUUCCGGGACAGCAUCGACUCCUGCGACAAUGACAUCACCGAGAAGGUGAGCUUCCUGGAGAAAAAGGUGACAGAACUGGAGAAUGACAGCCUGACCAAUGGGGACCUGAAGAGCAAGCUGAAGCAGGAGAAUACCCAGCUGGUGCACAGGGUGCACGAGCUGGAGGAGAUGGUGAAGGACCAGGAGACCACGGCUGAGCAGGCCCUGGAGGAGGAGGCGCGGCGGCACCGUGAGGCCUACAGCAAGCUGGAGAGGGAGAAGGGCACCGAGAUCGAGCUGCUGCACACCAGGGUGCAGCAAUUAGAGGAGGAAAAUACAGACCUCAGAACAACAGUGACUCGGCUCAAGUCACAGACGGAGAAGCUGGACGAGGAGCGGCAGCGCAUGUCCGACCGGCUGGAGGACACCAGCCUGCGGCUCAAGGAUGAGAUGGACCUGUACAAGCGCAUGAUGGACAAGCUGCGGCAGAACCGCCUUGAGUUCCAGAAGGAGCGGGAGGCUACGCAGGAGCUCAUCGAGGACUUGCGGAAGGAGCUGGAGCAUCUGCAGAUGUACAAGCUGGACUGCGAGCGGCCAGGCAGGGGCCGCAGCUCAUCCUCCGGCCUGGGCGAGUUCAACGCCAGGGCCCGAGAGGUGGAGCUGGAGCACGAGAUCAAGCGGCUCAAGCAGGAGAACCACAAGCUGCGGGAUCAGAACGAUGACUUGAAUGGGCAGAUCUUGAGCCUCAGCCUCUACGAAGCCAAGAACCUCUUUGCCACCCAGACCAAAGCCCAGUCUCUGGCUGCGGAAAUAGACACAGCCUCUCGAGAUGAGCUCAUGGAAGCCCUCAAGGAGCAGGAGGAGAUCAACUUCCGGCUGCGACAGUACAUGGACAAGAUCAUCCUGGCCAUCCUGGACCACAACCCCUCCAUCCUCGAGAUCAAACACUGAGAUGGAGGCGCUGGCUGCAGAGCGGCCCCGGGACCCCGGGACCCCGGGACCAAAGGGCAGACCCUGCCUGCGGCUGCGGCCCCAUCUCCGGCUGGGCCUCACGCACUCACCGUAAAUGUCUGUCUGGCCACGAUGUACUGUGUCCUGGUGUGGAUGUGGCUGUGGCUGGGGGUGACAUCUGCACGGUCAGCUGUUUGUGCACUCUUUGGUCCUUCUGCAGGGGCAGAGGGUCCUGGAAGUUCAGGGGACAAGGUCUGCAGUCAGGGGUCACUAAUAACAAGAACUGGAAGCUUGUGUUUCAGAUACUGGGUAACGUGAUUCUACCUCUGGGGGUGAGGAUUCAGAAAUGUGCUAGGAAGACGGGGCUCCCCACCACCGCCUCGUUCCCCUGGACCAGGAGCAAAGUUGUCAUCUUUUCCAGGAGUUCGAAUGCCCAGCAGCUGUGCCCUCACCAACCUCUUUGGCCACCCGUGAAGUCCAGGUGCUCAAACUCAGGAGGAGGAAGGGGCGUGCAGGGGGAACACUAAGGGGGGCCUCAGCAGCCCCUCCGGGCGGGCAGCCCCUGUGAGCCUGAGCACGCUGGGUCCCAGGGACUCAGGCUUGCGAGGAGCCGCCUUCACUCCCGGAGGUCUUGGCGUUUUUGGAGCAACCACACACUUGCCCGUCCUGCUUAUCUACCUCUCCCUCCCUGUUUUUGUCCUGUUUAUAAGAACAAGAAAUACUGUAGGGUGAAGGGAUUAAAAGGAAGGGGAAGGAGGCUGAGGGACAGGGGUGUUGCUCACCUGCCCACCUGUGUCCUUACCCCCUGUGUCCUUCCCCUGGCUACAUUCUGAAAGAGGCCAGGGUGGACCCCUGUGCCUAUGGGCUGGGGGUGGGUCCGGCCCACCUGUCCCCACUCUGCGCAGCCUGGUGACACGGGCCUCGGGUCCGGGUGCUCAGAGCCGGGGCUCUGGGCUGGGCUGGGCUCCUGGGGGUCACCUGGGAGGGUUUCAGGGAAACCUUAGUCCUUCGUUGGCACGUGUGAGGAUGCACACUCUGGGUUGUCGAUGCGGUUUCUCAUUCCAGGCAGCUGGGAAUAGGUACUUUCCUUUGAGUUUUCCCAGUGUUUCUCAGUUGUACAGGGCCGAUUCGGUUCCUUAAUCCAAAUAGACACACACAUGGACGGUCCUCAUUUCCUCCCCUGCAGGUUGCUUUCGCUAGCACUUCUGGUGUAGAAGAGAAAGCCUGGGCGUGCUGGGGAGGGACAAAGGGGACCGUGUGAAGAGGACAGGGCAGUGGCAGCUGCGGAGGGCACCUGGGGACUCGUGUGUGUCCCUGAUCACAGUGGCGGGACCGUGGCUACACAACUGACCUUCCUUUAUUCCAGUCCACUUUUGCUUUUGUUGGACUGUGGUUCCUUGCAGGUUUGUGCGCGGAGUUUGUUUUUAUGCUGCAAGCAGCGGGGUACACUGGCUCGACUCAGGAGUUUGGGGCCGCCCGCAUCGGGAGGGCCAGGACAGGGGUCAGUCCUCUGUGGCUUUCUCAACCCCAGUGAUACUGGUCUCCUUGGGCUCCCCUGAGGGUCUGAGAAGUGACAGUGGAAGGAAGACUUAAUGAACAGGUCUCCUGAGAAUUUGCUGAUAGGAAGGCAUGGCCACAAUUUAAGGGAAAGAAGAGAAGAACCAGGGCCUGAGGGCUUUGGUCUGGGUUUCACUUGGGGAGGAGUCCUGCAGAGGCCAGCCCGGUGGCCACCGGCUCUGCUGGGGCUUGCCCCAGCAGAGGAGUAGUUUAG